Messenger RNA from Truncatella angustata, 1804 nucleotides. RefSeq names its product DNA/pantothenate metabolism flavoprotein. Bases 265 to 1602 code for a protein of 445 amino acids. NCBI's taxonomy places the organism in Eukaryota, Fungi, Ascomycota, Sordariomycetes, Amphisphaeriales, Sporocadaceae. The transcript has 2 exons. Gene Ontology annotation, biological process: coenzyme A biosynthetic process. The record is from RefSeq and is a predicted model, not a curated record. Gene Ontology annotation, cellular component: cytoplasm; nucleus. Gene Ontology annotation, molecular function: phosphopantothenate--cysteine ligase activity.
AUUUAUCAGCCACUGAACAAGGAGUCCCGAUAAACUUUUAUAGGUAAGCAUGCACUUUUCUUGACCAAUACGUUUGCUCGUCAGAGCUGUUUGUUUGUUGCCUUAGCUCCCGUAGCCGACGGGCAAGUGCUCUCCGCACAGAGCCCCCGGCCGCUCAAGCUUAAGCCGAUACCGAGGUCCGCGAGCUCUGCGAGUAUAGUGCCCGGAGGCGCCGCUCUCCAAAACGAGGCUCGGUUCGCUGUUAGGGCGAAUCAAAUACUUGACAUGUAUUCAUCUUCACAAGAACUUUUAGCUCAACCGGAAGCCUCGACGUCUCAUGAUAGCCAAUCAGCUACUCUGAGUCUUUCAUUCAAUUUGACAGAAACACGAUCCUUAAGAUCCACAUCUGUCUCAUCGGUGAGAUCCGCAGACACAAUGUCGAGCGCCUCAACACAGGCCACGGCCGCUUCGGUGCAGGAAGAGCAUGACUAUUUUGUGUCGAAUCCUGCACCAAAAGCACUCGCAAACCAUGUUGCGUUGGCGCGGGAGUUCAUCAAUUACCACGCGGAAGGAAGCCGACGUGUUGUGUUGAUCACCUCCGGCGGCACCACCGUACCCCUGGAGAAGCAAACGGUGCGGUUCAUCGACAACUUCAGCGCUGGAACCCGAGGCGCAACUUCUGCUGAGUAUUUUCUCGAAGCCGGAUACGCAGUCAUCUUUCUCCACCGCCAGUUCUCACUGCUGCCGUACAGUAGGCACUACAGCCAUGCCACGGACUGCUUCUUGGACUUCAUGUUCGAGGGCGAAAACGGGAGUGUCGUCGCCAACCCCGAGCAUCAGGAAAAGAUGUUCAGGGUGUUGCGCAAGUACAACUCGGCCAAGAAGAACCGCAUGCUCUUGAUGCUGCCCUUUGUGACAAUCACCGACUACCUGCAUGAGCUGCGCUCCAUAGCACAGCUCAUGCGCCCCCUCGGGCCGGGCGGGCUUUUGUAUCUUGCUGCUGCCGUCUCGGACUUCUUCGUCCCCCCGGAUCGCAUGUCGGAGCACAAGAUCCAAAGUACCACCGCGACGGACAGUCUAAAACAGGGGUCCACGACGACCAAGAAGCAACCCCAGGAGGCCGAGGAGGCCUUUGACAACUUCGACUCGUUGCCGAGCGCGCCGCGCAGCAAGCAGCUGCUCAUUAACCUGGACCCGGUGCCCAAGUUCCUCAAGAACCUCGUCGACGGCUGGGCGCCCGAGUGCAUGAUCGUCUCGUUCAAGCUGGAGACGGACCCGGGCAUCCUCGUGCACAAGGCCAAGUACUCGCUGGACCGGUACCAGCACCACCUCGUCAUCGGCAACCUGCUCACGACGCGCAAGUGGGAGGUCGUCUUCGUCGCGCCGGGGCGGCCGGACAGGUGGGUGCGCGUCCCGCGGACGCGCCGACGCAAGUCCGCCAGCGGCAACGAGGGCCUCGUCGGCGCCGCCGACACCGAGUGGGUCCAGGACCGGCCCAUGGACCCGGCCACCCUCCCCGAGGGCGAGCCCGGGAUGGAGAUCGAGAGCCUCAUCAUCCCGGCGGUGCAGGAGCUGCAUGAUAGACAUGUGGAGGAAUCGAGAAAGGGGGCGGCACAGCGAUAAGAGGGGGAAAGAAAAGAAAGAAAAAAAAUGAGAAGAAGAAAAAGGGGGAUAAUAGACCUAGACAUGCCGAAUGCGAAUGAUAGUCUGACUGUUGAAUUCUACAACGCGACUAAUGCAGGUCCUCUGUACCACCCGCUGAAAGCUUAUGCAUGUCAUUCUCCACCGUGGCCAUGCUGGAGACGUCUUCAUCCGGUCUUCCAUC